CCCAACACUGCAUUGCAUAGUGCAAACUUUUACUCAAGAUGAUGUAUGUUAAACUUAUUUUACUCCUAUGUUUUUUACUUCAUCAUUUUAAUGACAUACUGUGCAACAAUGACACAGACAGAGAUGCCCUUCUUUCUUUCAAAUCCCAAGUGAGUGACCCAAAAAGUGCUUUCUCUGACUGGUCUACACAUUCGAAUCACUGCACUUGGAAUGGUGUAACCUGCUCCAAAGUUGGAAACAGGGUUCAAUCUCUCACUUUACCAUCAGUUGGCCUCUUUGGCAAACUACCCCCUCAGCUUUCCAACCUCACAUACUUGCACACACUUGACCUUUCCAACAACAGUUUUCAUGGCCCAAUUCCCCCAGAGUUUGCCCAUCUAUCGCUUCUCAAUGAGAUCAAAUUACCUUACAACAAUCUCAGUGGUACACUUCCACAACAGCUGGGCCAUCUCCACCGUCUACAAAUUUUAGACUUUUCAGUCAACAAUCUCACAGGUAAAGUCCCUCCAUCAUUUGGAAAUCUCUUUUCUCUUAAGAAUCUUUCCUUGGCAAGGAACGGUUUUGUGGGUGAGAUUCCAAGUGAACUUGGUAAUCUCCACAAUCUUUCCUAUCUUCAACUCUCAGUGAACAAUUUCUCAGGCCAGUUUCCCACUUCUAUCCUCAACAUCUCUUCCUUAGUCUUCUUAUCUGUCACACAAAACAAUCUAUCUGGCAAGUUACCACAAGAUUUUGUCCAUGCCCUUCCAAAUUUAAUCUUUCUGUCUCUGGCAACCAAUAGGUUUGAAGGGGUAAUUCCGAAUUCAAUAUCCAAUGCCACAAAUCUUCAACACAUUGACCUUGCUAACAACAAGUUUCACGGCCCCAUACCUCUAUUCUACAACUUCAAAUACCUUACCUACCUCGUUCUUGGUAAUAAUUUUCUCUCUUCUACGACGUCGUUGAAUUUUCAGUUCUUUGAUUCCCUUACAAACUCCACCCAGCUACAAAUUCUCAUGAUCAAUGAUAACCAUUUGGCCGGGGAUCUUCCAAGCUCUGUUGCUAAUCUGUCUGGCACUCUCCAACAAUUCUGUGUUGCUAACAAUUUGCUAACCGGUGCCAUUCCUCAAGGAAUGAAGAAAUUUCAAAAUCUCAUAUCCUUGUCUUUCGAAAACAACUCUUUCACGGGAGAGUUACCAUCAGAAAUAGGAGCACUACAUAAUCUACAGCAACUUGUGAUAUAUAGCAAUAGAUUAUCUGGAGAAAUUCCAGACAUUUUUGGCAAUUUCACCAAUAUGUAUAUUCUUGCAAUGGGAAAUAACCAGUUCUCGGGUAGAAUUCACCCGAGUAUUGGACAAUGCAAGAGAUUAACUUUUCUUGACCUGGGGAUGAAUAGGCUUGGUGGGACCAUACCAAAGGAGAUUUUUCAACUUUCUGGUUUAACAAAAUUGUAUUUAGAAGGAAACUCUCUGCAUGGUUCACUUCCUCAUGAAGUCAGCAUCAUGACACAGAUUGAAACCAUAGUUCUUUCUGGCAACCAGUUGUCAGGGAACAUUCCUGUGGAAAUAGAGGAUUGUUCUAGCUUGAAGAAACUUGUGAUGGCAAGAAACAAAUUCAAUGGCUCAAUCCCAACUAAUCUUGGGAAUUUAGCAUCCCUUGAGACUUUGGAUUUAUCAUCAAACAAUCUCACUGGCCCUAUUCCUCAAAGUUUAGAAAAGCUCCAGUAUAUAGAGAGAUUAAAUUUGUCUUUCAACUAUUUGGAAGGGGAAGUGCCUGUGAAAGGUGUUUUUAUGAACCUUACCAAGCUUGAUCUUCAGGGUAACAACCAACUGUGUAGCCUUAACAUGGAAAUUGUGCAGAAUUUGGGUGUACUCCUGUGUGUUGGUAAAAAGAAAAGAAAGAUUUUACUCCCUAUCAUCCUUGGAGUUGUUGGUGCUACUGCUUUGAUCAUUUCAAUGCUCUUGCUAAUUUGCACCAUGAUGUACCGAAAGAAAAGAAAGGAGGCGAAAACCAGGGUGCCAUCUGCCCCUCUCAGAGGAUUGCCUCAAAAUAUAUCUUAUGGUGAUAUUCGGAUUGCAACAAAUAAUUUUGCAGCUGAAAAUUUGAUUGGAAAAGGAGGCUUUGGCUCUGUGUAUAAGGGUGUAUUCAGCUUCAGCACUGGUGAAACCGCCACCCUUGCUGUCAAAGUCCUGGACCUACAACAAAGCAAAGCUUCUAAAAGUUUUAAUGUUGAAUGUGAAGCUUUGAAAAAUGUUAGGCACCGGAACCUAGUGAAGGUUAUCACUUCUUGCUCUAGCCUUGAUUAUAAAGGAGAGGAGUUCAAGGCCCUUGUUAUGCAAUUCAUGGCCAAUGGUAACUUGGAUGCAAGUCUAUACCCAGAAGAUGUUGAGUCAGGAUCUUCUUUAACCUUGUUGCAAAGAUUGAACAUUGCCAUUGAUGUUGCUUCUGCUAUGGACUACUUGCACCAUGACUGUGAUCCACCAAUAGUGCAUUGCGAUUUGAAACCUGCCAAUGUGCUUCUGGAUGAAAAUAUGGUUGCACAUGUUGCAGAUUUUGGUUUGGCAAGGUUUACAUCUCAAAGUACACCAGAGAAGCAGAGUAGUACUCUGGGACUGAAGGGAUCCAUUGGCUAUAUUGCCCCAGAAUAUGGUGUAGGAGGCAAGGCUUCAACUCAUGGCGACGUGUACAGUUUUGGAAUUCUACUGCUAGAGAUGUUCACAGGCAAAAGACCAACUGAAGAGAUGUUCAAAGAAGGAUUAGGCCUAAGGAAAUUUGUCUCAACCAUGGAAGAGGAUCAAGUAGUGAGGGUUGCUGAUCGAAGGCUUAUUGAUGAUUAUGAAUAUUCAACACAAAGCUCAAGCACUGGUGACCAUAGCAGUAGUAGCAUUGGUGACAACACACAUAGAACAUGCAAAGCAGAGGAAUGCGUAGCUGCAGUGAUAAGAAUUGGGUUGUGUUGCAUAGCUCAUAAACCAAAAGAUCGUUGGAGGAUGAGAGAUGUCUCAACAAAAUUGCAAGCAACUAGGCAUUCUCUGCUGGCCUUGUGAACUUGGUCUCAAGCGCAGAUGCGAUUUUAAGAAAUUAUUUAGUGCGUGUUUGGUAAUACGUUUGGGAUCCACGUUUUCUCUUAUUUUCACGUUAUAAUGCAGCAAAAGCAACUAAUUGUUACUUCUCAAAAUCACCUCCAAGUUUUCAAGUGUAAAAGCAAACAGGCUAUUAACCAAAAAAUAUCUUAUAAAUCUUAAAAGACUACAUAUGUACAAGUAUGGAAACGGAUCCUCUCUCUGAUUAAAAGAAAUAAAAUAGUGUCCAAUUUAAUAUACGUGAACUGUUGAUUAAAAUGAACUUAUUCAAAUCUUACCGCGUAUAUAAAAUUUGAUGUUGAAAAUUUAAUUUAAUUCUUGACCCAACU
Molecule: messenger RNA, 3388 nt
Organism: Cajanus cajan (pigeon pea)
Lineage: Eukaryota; Viridiplantae; Streptophyta; Magnoliopsida; Fabales; Fabaceae
Biological process (GO): protein phosphorylation
Molecular function (GO): ATP binding; protein kinase activity; protein binding
Source: RefSeq, a predicted model, not a curated record